Molecule: messenger RNA, 1530 nt
Organism: Colletotrichum karsti
Lineage: Eukaryota; Fungi; Ascomycota; Sordariomycetes; Glomerellales; Glomerellaceae
Product: cytochrome p450
Exons: 5
Coding region: 1-1530 (509 amino acids)
Molecular function (GO): heme binding; monooxygenase activity; oxidoreductase activity, acting on paired donors, with incorporation or reduction of molecular oxygen
Source: RefSeq, a predicted model, not a curated record
AUGAUGGCUUUGUCGGACCUGAUCUCAGGCUUUACCGCCUUCUCAACGCCUCUGUACCUCGUCGCUGCCAGCGUGGUUUACUACGUCGUCUCCUCGGUCGUAGCAUGGCGUCGUCUCAGCAGCUUCCCCGGACCGUCGCUCGCCCGGUUCUCCUACCUCUGGAACAUAUCCAACUCCCGCACCGGGAGACCGGCAGAGACCUUCACGGCACUGAAUCGCGAACACGGCCCUUUGGUUUGCAUCGGGCCAAAUGAUCUCGUCACGGACGACCCGGAAAUCCUCCGGCGGAUGAACGGAGCCCGCUCGACCUACAACCGCUCGUCGUGGUACAACGCCGCCAAGUUCAACCCGCACACCGAGGCCAUGUUCAGCAUGCGAAACGUCAAAGAGCACGACAAGAUGAAGGCCCAAGUCGCCUUCGCGUAUUCGGGCAAGGAGAACGAUUCCCUCGAGGCCAGUAUAGACACUCAGCUUGCGAAUUUCAUGGACCUAAUCCGGAGGAAGUACCUCACCAAAGGCGACGACGUCAAGCCUAUAGACUUUGGCGGGGCGGUUCAGUAUUUCACCCUGGAUGUCAUCACGGAGAUCGCGUACGGCAAGGCUUUUGGGUAUUUGGCUACUGACUCGGACGUACACGACUAUAUCAAGACAGCCGAGGACGUAGUCGAGUGGUUGCAAAUCUUUGGGGAGACUCCCUUCUUCGUGGACAUUCUCUGGUCGAAAUGGAUUCUCGGAGCUGUUGGGCCGAAGCCCACGGAUAAGUCGGGAAUGGGCAAGAUGAUGGGAGUCGCGAGAGAUGUCGUUGCGAAGCGAUUCGAGCCCGAUAGCAAGGACCAGCGCGAUAUGCUGGGUUCUUUCCUUCGACAUGGCCUUUCCCAAGCUCAAGCUGAGCAGGAAGUUCUAUUCCAGAUCACCGCCGGAUCCGACACCACGGCCACAGCUAUUCGUACGACGCUUCUAUAUCUCAUGACUCUGCCUCGGGCAUACCACGCUCUGAAGAACGAAAUCAACACCGCCAUCAAAGAAGGUCGCGUCUCGUCGCCCAUCACGGUCGAAGAGGCCAAGCAGUUGCCUUACCUUCAGGCGAUUAUCUACGAAGGUCUUCGCAUGAAUUCCCCCUUCACAGGCCAGUGCUCGAAAGAGGUCCCUGCCGGAGGAGACACGAUCAACGGUAAGUUCAUUCCAGGUGGGACGCGCAUCGCGCAGAACUUCUGGGGCACGCUGCGUCGCCUCGAUGUCUUCGGCAAGGAUGCGGAUCUCUUCCGCCCGGAGAGGUGGCUGGAGGCCGACGAGGCGACAAGGGAUAACAUGGUGAGAACGACGGAGUUGACGUUUGGCUACGGUCGUUGGGGAUGUUCGGGGAAGAAUGUGGCGUUUAUGGAGUUGAACAAGGUCUACGUUGAGCUGCUUCGCCGUUUCGAUCUGCAGAUUGUCUAUCCUGGGAGGGCCUGGAAUAGCGUGAAUCACAACUUGUUUAUCCAGAAGGAGUUUUGGGUCAGAGUCACAGAGGUAGAAGGGUUCGAGGAGUAG